CGGUGAAUCCAAAUCCCGGCAAGAUGGCGCACGUCACUGGAAAUUGGAACCCACUGGGCGAUGUGUUUUAUAGGAAAGUGGAACUGUAUUCUAUGGACAGACUAUGGCAGGAGGUUGCAGAUCUUAGGAAGUUCAAGGUUGCUGUAGCUCCAUUUGGAGGACCUAUUGCUCUGAUGAGAGACAGUAGUAAGAUUACCCAGGUCAGGGGUUCAUCUCAUAUAGUCAUCUUUAUCUUCUCAGCCGCAGGAAAAGAAAUAUCUAGAAUCAAUUGGAAUAGUGGUAAUGUGAUUCACAUUGGCUGGUCUUUAUCAGAAGAUCUUCUCUGUACCCAAGAUGAUGGCACUGUCCUUGUCUAUGACAUCUUUGGAAAAUACCAAAGGAACUUCAAUAUGGGACAGGAAUCAAGAGAAUCAAAGGUUAUUGAAUGCAAAGUGUUUCAUAACACAUCAUAUGGAGGAACCGGUGUUGCAGUCCUGACAGGAACCUACAGGAUUUAUGUAGUAAAUGAUGUACAUAAUCCUACUAGCAGAAAGAUGAUGGAAGUGCCAGGACUAGAUGCCCCACCGAGCAGCUGGUGUGUAAUAGGGGGUGACAGACAGAAUCAUAUCCUCCUAGCAAGAGACAAACGUCUUUACAAGCUAGACCGGAGUGACAUGCAGCAGGAGUUAUUGGAAACCAAGACUAAAGAAGUGAAUGCUUUCAUUGAGAUGGCUGUGUCAUUUGACAAUCGUUUUCUAGCUUUAUUCAGUGAUACAGGUCUACUUUGGAUAGGGUCUUCUGAUUUGCAGAAAACCUAUUGUGAGUUUGAUACAAGUAGUCAGAUGCGUCCCAGACAGCUGGUAUGGUGUGGUACUGGUGCUGUGGUGGGAUACUGGGAGAACCUUCUUCUAGUGAUCGGACCACAGAAGGAUUGGAUCAAAUAUAACAUGGAUACUGAUGCCAUUCUAAUCCCAGAGAGUGAUAGUCUACAUAUCCUCCAGACCCACACACAUGAAUUGCUUCAAAGAGUACCAGGUGUUGUUGAGGACAUUUUCAAGAUUGGUUCAAUGGCUCCAGGUGCUAUGCUCUAUGAGGCUUGUAGGGAGUUUCAGAAAGAAAGUCAGAAAGCUGAUGAGUAUAUCCGUAUGAUCAAAGAUCAGUUGAGUUUAGCAGUUGAACAGUGUAUAGAAGCGGCAGGAGCGGAGUAUGAACCAACUGUACAGAAAUUACUACUCAGGGCGGCCUCAUUUGGAAAGUGCUUUGGGACUAAUGUGAACGCAGACAAGUUUGUGAAUAUGUGCAAACUACUAAGAGUGCUGAAUGCAGUUAGAGAUUAUCAGAUUGGAAUUCCACUCACAUAUGAACAACUCAAGAAAUUAACAUUGAAUGUACUUAUGGACAGAUUAAUCUUGAGAAGACAAUGGGCUUUGGCACAGCAGAUCAGUCAGUAUCUAAAGCUACCUGAAUCAGAUGGUGAAAGCAGGAUAUUAGGCCACUGGGCUUGUUAUAAGGUUGAACAAAAACACAUUCCAGAUGAGCUGAUAGCACAGAGCAUCAAGGAAAAGCUUGGUGAUACACCAGGCAUUGCUUAUUCAGAGAUUGCUAAGAAAGCAUCAGAAUGUGGAAGAACACAACUAGCUGUCAAGUUAUUGGAGUAUGAGCCAAGAGCAGCAGAACAGGUACCACUGUUGAUGACAAUGAGAGAUAGUCGGACAUCACUUAAGAAAGCUAUUGAGAGUGGAGAUACAGAUUUAGUAUACAUGGUUCUGCUUCAGUUAAAAGAAGAUCUACCCCGAGGUGAAUUCUUGAUGAUGCUAAGGAACCACCCUCAGGCUCAGGACCUCUUUAUGCAGCUGUGUCGAGAGCAACAUCCCAACCUCCUCCUAGAUCUGUAUAAUCAGAAUGAUAACUUCCAAGAACUGGCCAACACUGCUGUUAGAGAUAGUCUGAAUGAGAAGGAUUUACAGAAGAGGUUAUCCCAUUUGAAUGCAGCUCAAGAUAACUACAAGAAAGCUGCUAAUGAUUUCUCUAUGAAGGCAACAGAGGAAGAGAUCAAGUUAUUAGGUUACCAGAUGAGGAUGCAAGAGCAGUAUAGAGAACAAUUCCUUUACCUUUCACUCCAUGAUACCAUCCAUAAACUCAUUGCUAAGAACCUUGGUAAGAUGGCUGAACAACUCAGAAAAGAAUUCAAAGUUCCAGAUAAGAGAUUCUGGUGGUUGAAGAUUGAUGCCUUAGCAGGGGCAGGAGAAUGGAUAGAACUUGAAAGGUUUGCUAAAAGCAAGAAAUCACCCAUUGGGUAUGAGCCAUUUGUAGAGGUGUGUAUGAAAUAUCACCAGAAGUAUGAAGCUAACAAGUAUGCUGCCAAGGUUACUCCUGAACAUAGAGUUAAGAUGUACAUUAGAAUGGGAACUCUUGAUGAAGCUGCAGAACUAGCAUUCCAACAAAAAAGUGAGGAAGAUCUUAAUCUGGUUUUAAGAAAUUGUGCUGGUAACAGACAACUCUCAGCUAAGAUUAACACCAUGAAGCAACAACUUGGCAAGAAAUAAACUCAAUCAAAGAGGUGCAAGCCAUUUUCAGAUUUUUUUAUUACAGUGUUCAUAAUUUGGUUACUAUCAGAGUGCAAUACUGCUGUUCAUCACUUAGUGGUUAUUUAACGCCAUCCUACGACCUCCAGCUUUGCAGCCAAUGGGAUAAUAUAUAUAUUGCAUUUGAGAAUAGAAUGCGGUCUCAAAUUUCAGGUUUGGAUUAUGAUGAUGUGAAGGUGGUUAGUAUCUUUGUCCAGGACUUUAAAUAAAAAUCAGUGAUUCAACCUGCAAUUCAAUCAUAAUUGCAAUUCUUUACAGCCAGAGUUUUAUUAGCCAGAUGAUCAUUUAUUCUUCGAGUUAUCUACAAUGUCACAAUUAGGGUACUACCAUGUCAUUAAGAAUUCUUCUGGCAAGCAAGUUCUUAGUGUCCUGCAUGCCACUGUGUUGUGCCUUACACAUGGUCAGUCUGCUGGCUGCACUCAAGCAACCAAUGUUUGGUGAGCCUUGGUUAUUUGUUUCCUUUAAAGUUAGUCAAUGACUUCCAUUUUGUCUAAAACUUCAGAUAUUAUUGAUUAUACAAGAGAUACAGUGUACCUCUUUUUCCAUCAGAAGGAAAAAAUGUUUGAUUUUAACAAAGUUCAUUAAUCACUCUAAGAUUAAAGGUAACCCCAUGCAAACACGAAUACUACAUUUUGAAGACCUUCAUAACUUGUAAUCAUAGUUGAAUUAUUUUUUUUUUGUCCUUUGUACUUUUAUCUUUAUUAUUUAAUAUUACCUGAUCAAAAUUUUUAUAGAGCUUUCAAACAUAAUGUUGAAUCAGCAUUUUUUUUCUUUUACUUAUUUUGUUUGAAUCAUGAAGGAUCAUCUAAGAAAAUUUGUUUAUAUAUCUUUAGGAGAUAUUUCAGACAGACUAUUUCAAUAUAGGAAAUAUAAAUGGCAAUGUGAUCAAGGGUAAUGACAUUAUUAAAGAGCCAUGCCAGUAUCGCUGUUAUUGGUGGUGAUGGUGUUCAGGGGCUGACUGAUACAGGAUUUGUACAGAAAAAGUUUGAAAAGCAAAAACAAAAAAAAAUGGUCCUCACUUCUCAUAUGCAUGACAUAUAUUCCCCUAAAAAUUAUUUUGUAUGCCUCUCAAGGGGGGGGGGCACAGGCCAGAUGUGCCCUUACCUGUAUCCACCCAGGAUGAUGUCGUUUACACUGUUGAUGUGCUCGUCAAAGGAUAGAUGAAUGAAAUCAUUUAUUAAAUUUCCUUCUGUGUUUAAUGAUUUGUCAACCUAGUAAUAUCUAACAUAUCUCAGAAAAUGAGAAGUAAAAGUUAUGCAUAUUUCAUGAAGAUUGACCAAGGAAAUUCUUUACCCUCUAAUCUCUGAUCUUGGCUAAAGUAGUGUUUGAUCAUUUGAUUUUCAAUAUUCCAGUAAAAAAACAAGGAUUUGGUUGAAGAAAGUAAAUAGAAAGUGAAAGAAACCUCAUAUGAGGUUAAUCUUCAACAUCAUGUCUGUGUCUUAUGAAAUUGAUAUUUUCCCUACAACCCUCUCAUAAAUUGUUUUCAAUCUUGCCACAAUGUAUGUUUACACCCAUGGGAACUAAUGCAUGAUGUGCUUGGUACCAAUUGAUUGUUCAAAAGACAUCAAAUUGCUUUUAUACCCCCUUGAUAUACAAUUUUGUGUAUGUUUUUAGAUAAAGAACAACUUUGCUUGACCAUUCCACAUUAUGCAAAACUAUGAACUGAAUGUCUUGAAAAUGAGUGUGCAAUAUGAAGUGAACUAUCAAAAUAACAAAGAAUAUUUGUUUACACAAAUAAGGAUCAAGAUGUGUAUCAUUUUCAUCAAACACCAUCCCAAAUGAAUGUGAAGCUUGAUUCCAUUGUACAGUAGCAUCUUACAAUAUGGGAUUGAUGGAAAUAAUCAUUGUGAGCUAUCAAACUUUCACUCUUAUCUUUGGAAUUAAUGUCAUUAAAGAUAGUCUACUGCAAGGGACUGCUAUCCUAAUGACAGCUGAAAUGGUCGUGCUGUCCAUUUAUGUGCACAGUCAAACCUGUCUUAGUGACCUUUCAUCUAUCAUAAAAACCUGUUAGUUGCCACCAAAAUUAUCCUAAUUUGAAAGGAGUAUGUGUUAUAGUACCUGUCUAAAGGCCACCUGUCUCCAGGGACCAUUUUUUUCUGUUUCCCUUGCAUGGCCUUAAUACACAGGUUUUACUGUAAUUCCAUGCAUGAUUCAGUUUUACCCUAGGAGAAAUAGACUUUGUGUGUAGAGGGUGUAAAACAAUGCAGUAUAAUAUAAGAACAAUUACAUCUCAGUACACAUUGAUGUUGGCAAUUGUACAUUGUUAACUAAACUUGGACAGAGAUAAUUGUAGUUGAAAAAUUAAUUUUGUACUUACUAUUUAGAGAUCUCUUCUUAUGACCAUAUUCCUUCAAUGUGAAUGAACUGGUAAUCAAAUAUUUGUCACAGUGUUUUGUUUUUGGUUGCAUCUCUCUCAUCCAGCUUUGAAAAAAAUAUUGCAUUUUCAAUGCGUAAUAUGUGUAUUGAUUUGAAUUGUAAACAAUCAAACACAGUAAAAAUGUAUUGUGUUUUUUCUAUGACAUUAUGUAUUAAAGGAAAUAUAUUGUACAAAUCUUA
This is a messenger RNA of Lytechinus variegatus (green sea urchin), 5120 nucleotides long. It is a transcript of the gene vps16, whose product is annotated as vacuolar protein sorting-associated protein 16 homolog. The coding region runs from base 24 to 2525 and encodes 833 amino acids. NCBI's taxonomy places the organism in Eukaryota, Metazoa, Echinodermata, Echinoidea, Temnopleuroida, Toxopneustidae. The transcript has 22 exons. The record is from RefSeq and is a predicted model, not a curated record. Gene Ontology annotation, molecular function: actin binding. Gene Ontology annotation, cellular component: cytoplasm; HOPS complex; lysosomal membrane. Gene Ontology annotation, biological process: intracellular protein transport; endosomal transport; vacuole fusion, non-autophagic.